ACUUUUCCACAAUUAUAAUGCAACUCAUCCCAAGCAUACAAUAGCGCAGUCACCUGAAGAUAUUUUCUUGUCUUAAACUCUUAAUGGCUUCACCAUCAGUGUAUGCAUCCUCUUUCUUGCAAUUCAUUUUUCUUAUCCUUUUGGUAACACUGUCUUCUGUGUUACCAGUAGCGACCUUUAGCAAGGAGCAGUUCUCAAUUGAGGAAGCAACCGUGCAUGAUCUCCAACUUGCUUUCCAAAGAAACCAGUUAAGCUCUAGGAAACUGGUUGAGUUCUACCUCAAACGAAUCCAAAGCCUGAAUCCGGUUCUCAGAGGGGUAUUGGAGGUGAAUCCAGAUGCACUAACCCAAGCUGACAGUGCUGACCAAGAGAGAAAGACUAAGCCACAAGGCCCUUUUUCUGCUUUGCAUGGAAUACCCAUUUUGGUUAAGGAUAACAUUGCAACUAAGGAUAAACUGAACACUACUGCAGGGUCUUAUGCACUUCUGGGGUCUGAGGUGCCUAGAGAUGCUGGUGUAGUUACCAGGUUAAGGAAAGCCGGGGCUGUCAUAUUAGGAAAAGCCAGUCUCAGUGAGUGGUCACAUUACAGGUCAAGUAAUGCACCUAGUGGUUGGAGUGCAAGAGGUGGGCAAGGAAAGAAUCCAUACACAGGGGAUGAUCCCUGUGGAUCAAGUAGCGGAUCAGCAAUAUCAGUGGCAACAAAUAUGGUGACAGUGUCCCUUGGUACUGAGACUGAUGGCUCCAUUUUAUGCCCUUCAAGUUAUAACUCAGUGGUGGGGAUCAAGCCAACAGUUGGUCUCACUAGUAGAGCUGGAGUUGUCCCAAUUAGCCCAAGACAAGACACAGUUGGGCCAAUUUGCAGGACUGUAUCAGAUGCUGCCUAUGUUCUUGAAACCAUUGCAGGCAUCGAUAUUAAUGAUAAGGCAACAAUUGAAGCAUCAAAAUUUGUCCCCAAAGGUGGUUAUGCUCAAUUUCUAAGGAAAGAUGGACUAAGAGGAAAGAGACUAGGAGUGGUGAGAGUGUUCUUCAAUUCUGGGAAUGAUGCUUUUCUGCAAGAAACUUUUAAGCUUCAUAUGAGCACCUUAAGGCAAAGAGGUGCAGUUUUAGUUGAUAAUUUGAAGAUGGAUAACAUAAAUGAACUCAGUUAUGAUCAAAGUGAAUCCAUUGCAAUGGAUAUUGAAUUCAAACUAGCCUUGAAUGCAUACCUCAAAGACUUGGUUGCUUCACCGGUAAGAAGCUUGGCCGAUGUGAUAGCUUUCAACAAGAAACAUUCAAAACUGGAGAAGAUUGAUGAGUAUGGCCAAGAUCUCAUGCUGGAAGCUCAGAAGACAAGUGGAAUUGGGAAACAACUAAAUGGAGCAUUAUUAAAUAUGACAAGAUUAUCCAAGAAUGGGUUUGAGAAACUAAUGAAAAGAAAUAAACUAGAUGCCGUGGUGGCACCAUUUUCAAGCUUUAGUAGCAUACUUGCUAUUGGAGGUUACCCGGGAGUAAUGGUUCCAGCAGGGUAUGAAAAGGGUGCACCAUUUGGAAUAUGUUUUGGAGGGUUGAAAGGAUCAGAGCCUAAGCUCAUUGAAAUUGCUUAUUCCUUUGAACAAGCAACCAAGCUUAGGAAGCCUCCUCCUCCAAUUCACAAAUUAAAAUUUUAAUGUCUUGUUUGACUCUAUGACUUCAUAUAUUAGGUACGGGUAAUGUUAGGGAGACAAAAAAAAAACAGCCAGAACUUGUUUUAUUUAAAAUUCAUUAGCUGUCGCAACAAUUAAUGAAUGUUAAAUAAGGCAAGUUAUGAUUGUUUUUGGCUGAUUUUCUUUGAUUACCAAACAUUUCCGAUUAAGUACAAAGACAUAUAUAGAUGUGUUGCUCCAAAUAAAAAUACUAAAUUUAAUAGCAGCAAGUCAGCAACUCAUAUAAAUUAGUUAAUAGCUCAAUUUCAAACCAAU
This is a messenger RNA of Arachis stenosperma, 1937 nucleotides long. RefSeq names its product probable amidase At4g34880. The transcript has 5 exons. The coding region runs from base 84 to 1646 and encodes 520 amino acids. The record is from RefSeq and is a predicted model, not a curated record. Lineage: Eukaryota; Viridiplantae; Streptophyta; Magnoliopsida; Fabales; Fabaceae.